Molecule: messenger RNA, 507 nt
Organism: Bipolaris maydis ATCC 48331
Lineage: Eukaryota; Fungi; Ascomycota; Dothideomycetes; Pleosporales; Pleosporaceae
Source: RefSeq, a predicted model, not a curated record
UAGCGAUAUAUUAACUGCUAAGAGACUGGUAAAUGAUGUAGACAUCUAUUCAAUGGACGACUCGUAAAGGUGGUGCAAAUACUGUUUGUGCAAAGGAAGUACGGGGCUCGACCAAAGGCACGGUUGUGAUAUUUGUAUCAGCAGCUAUACUCGUGUAUCCUUCUUCCCAUUUGAUUACGGUUGUUUUGCUCGAGAUUUUUGUCUUUAUGAUGAGUUCGGCUCGGCAAGCAUCUGUUGAGGGUGUUGGUGAUGUCUGGACCGCAGGUGACUCUGGUUAUGUGCUCAGCCUAGGCAACGGAACAACGAACGCUAUGGUCACGGUAUUCAACAUUUCCGGAGGAAAGACGCCAGUGAGUCAGGCGCAACGUUUCGACUGAAGCAGUAGAAAUAUGGGUAAGAACGCCAAGGUUAUGGCUGCCACGUUGUCAGAGGUCUUGGGUACUUGGCUGGGUUGCAGCCUGAAUUCUGCGUUGAGGUGAUAGUGUCAGGCAUAUUUUCUUUCGCCCU